Molecule: messenger RNA, 1155 nt
Organism: Dermacentor andersoni
Lineage: Eukaryota; Metazoa; Arthropoda; Arachnida; Ixodida; Ixodidae
Source: RefSeq, a predicted model, not a curated record
CAUUGCAACGAGCCGCUUAAGACUUUCGCCUUAAAAGAAAGGACAGAAAAGAGCGCGUAUCAGCCGCGUGUUCUCGCGCGCUAAAGAAGAAGCGUUUCACGAGCUCGCGCGUGCAAGUGCCUCAACCAGCGGAUUCCUUCGAAGACCGAGGUGUUCCUGACGACGACGUUCCCUGGAUAUCACUGACGCAGAAGUACUCGUCGCUUGCGUGCGCCACGUUGGACGAGCAGGCGCGUGAUCACGGAGAAGCAGCUCGGACUGCUUCGGACUCAGCUCCUAUCGAGCCGCCAUGGAGCGCGUGCUGCAGUUCUCGGUGCUGGUGUGGAAGAACAUGUACCUGCGCCGCCUGAGGGUCCGUCCGGUCGCCUUCGUCGUCGAGAUUCUCAUGGUGACCGUGCCGUUCAUCAAGAUCCAGAACGAGCGCGGCAUCGGGGGCCACGACGCCGUGGUCAGCAGCAUCAUCUACCCCGUGUACUCGCCAGACUUAUUGGACCUCAGGCUAGACACCAUCAUCUACGGACCGGCCAACAACUACACGCGGCGCAUCGUCAGUUCCAUCGAGAAAUCCCUGCACAGAAUCGAUUUGAAGACGAUGAUGGACGAGGUGGAGAUGGCGCGGGUGGUCUUCUCGAGGAACGUGACGCCUAACACGCUCGGCCUGUACUUCCACACCGAGUCGCUGGGUGACGACGUGCCCCACGAUCUGACGUACACCAUCAUGUUCUCGAGCGGUGCGUACAAGAUCACCAAGGCCCGCGAGGAGGUCACACAAAGCGGACCCUCGCAACUCGAGGACAGUGAGUGAAAACUGAUGACGCAUUAUGCAUCGAAGGUGCAGCUUGGCAUGAUGGUUCACAGCAUAACGGUGCUGCUGUUGAGAAUUUGUCUCGCUCAUACUCCGGAUGUUGCGAGCAAACUGAAGGCAGCGGGAAUUGGAGAUUGCCUGAAUGAGGCCGUGAAUAAAUCAGUGGCGAUAACCGCCUGAUAUUGAAUGUUAUACUGAAGGGCUGUCGAGAAUUGUUUUGCAGGCGGACGCGCCAAACACAAGGGACAUAUUGCCGCCUUAAGAUAGCAUCUUACCUGGGCACGCAGCCUUGAUUGCAAAUGUGCUUCAGGUACUAUUGGACAGUACCUACAGCGUCCGGCGGGUAUUAG